Messenger RNA from Corylus avellana, 1278 nucleotides. RefSeq lists its product as uncharacterized. The record is from RefSeq and is a predicted model, not a curated record. Gene Ontology annotation, biological process: plant-type secondary cell wall biogenesis. Lineage: Eukaryota; Viridiplantae; Streptophyta; Magnoliopsida; Fagales; Betulaceae.
AUGAGUUACCCAUACUACUCUCCGCCACCACCAUUUACGCCUCCACCGCCUCAUCAUCAUGACCAUGGUUAUCCCAAGCCACCACCUCCACCUCAUCACCACCACCAUGGCCAUCCCAAGCCACCACCACCUCCACCGCAUCACCACCACCACCAUGGCCAUCCCAAGCUGCCGCCGCCGCCGCCACCAUCACCACACCACCAUGCCCAUGCAAAGCCACCUCCACCACCAGACCACCACCAAGGCUACUCAAAGCCACCAUGCCCACCUCCACCAACUCCACCGGUCAUCCAACCUCCGAAUCCGACUGAAGCACCUCCACCUCCAGUUUCACCACCGUGGUCACACCCUAAUGCACCACCACCCCACAAUGUGCCACCGCCGCCAAAACCAAAUAAUGGUCCAGCUCCACCACCAUAUAGUAAGGCACCACCACCUAAACAUGCAUCUCCUCCACCGCGAUCACACCCUAAUGCACCACCGCCCCAUAAUGCACCACCGCCGCCAAAACCAAAUAAUGGCCCAGCUCCACCACCAUAUAAUAAGGCAUCUCCACCACCACAACAUAGCUUGUCACCACCAAAGCCACAUACUACUCCAGCUCCAGCACCCCACAAAACUCCAGCCCCUCCAACUGUAUCUCCACCGAGCCCCACCACCAGUCCAGCUUAUCCCCCAAACUCACCACCAAAAACUGGUCUACCUCCACCUCCAAAAAAUGCAAGGCCACCUCGAUCCACGCCUUCACCAACACCACCCAAAAAUGGUCCAACUCCUCAACCAAAAUCACCUCCAACUACAGCAACACCGCCACGUGGACCUUACGUGCCACCCGGCUAUACCCCGCCAGGUGGUUUUUGGCCUCCCCCUCCUUUUAAAUCUCUGCCACCGUCACCCGAACUUGCGUCGCCACCGUCCGGAGGAGGCCACCGAACUACUAUUAUCGCGGCCUGUGUCUCGGUAGGCGGCGUUUGCUUCCUUGCGUUCCUCUUCGUUGGUCUCUUCUGCUUAGCAAAGAAGAAGAAGAGGCCAGUGAUGGUUCCUGCAGCCGCCCCUUGUGUUGAAGAACACGAAGAAGUCCAUGAAUCGAUCGCAACCGGUCCCUAUGGAGAGCAAGCUGUAACAAUGUCGGUAGAGGAUGAUAUUCGAAUUCACGAAGCUGUGGGCACCAGCGCCAUGGGUUUGCAUGGGAUUGCCGGCGGAGGAGGCUCUCCGCUUGAACCAGCUGUGCCUGGCUCUCCCACCACUUAUCCUCCAGGCCAUCACCAACGCUACUAA